Rubroshorea leprosula is the source of this 2544-nucleotide messenger RNA. The record is from the annotation of a GenBank genome assembly. Lineage: Eukaryota; Viridiplantae; Streptophyta; Magnoliopsida; Malvales; Dipterocarpaceae.
AGUUGGGGGGCAGGAAUGUAAUUUGAGCAGCGGUCUCAUCAUUCGGUGAAGAUUCUUGUUGGGGUCCGACUCCGACUCCGACUCCGACUCCGACUCCGGCUCCGGGAAGGGAAGGGUGGGUGAAUGAAUAUUUAUCAAAAUCGUCCCUCGACUGAAAUCCAAAAGGCUAAAUCGGCGACGCUCCCAAAUUCCCUCACCAAAUUUCUCAGCUUUUCAUGUCCAUCUUGCCCUCACAAGUCCAACGUCCUGCAUCGUCUUCCUCUCAAGCUCCCUCUCAAAACCCUAAUCCCAAUCAUGGCUCUCCUCCGAUCACCUUCGGAUCACUCAACAUCUCCGACUCUUCCCUCCAUCAGCCUUCUUCUUCUUCUGCUGCACAAGAUUCUGGUGGAUCUUCCAAACAGGUGACCCAAUUGGAGAUACCAAAUGGCAAGAGAACUUCGCCUCAACAGAACAGGCAAUCCAAAGGGAAAAUGUCUGGAUCUCCUCGAAAUCGUCAAGGUAAUGGCUCACAUGGAAGCACUCCACAUUCUGCCGGAAGGAGAGCCCAGGUGAUGAGUGCUAAUCACCUGCUAAAUUUUCAUUAUGAUCCUGUUGCUCGAUCUCGUCCCCAACCACGGCCAUCUCCUCCUAGAAGGCAGCGGAAGAUAAAGCCUUAUAAUAAAGAUUUGUUCCUUCAGGCAAAUUACAAAUUUGUUGUGUUGGACACUGGAAAUUACUCCCCUGAAUCAAUGGAUCCGGAUAAGACGUUACAAUGGGAGGAUAUCAUUUGUGUCAGAUAUUCCACCCCCUUUCCAGUGCAGUGUCCAAUUUGUCUCGAAUAUCCGCUGUGCCCUCAGAUAACUUCAUGCGGACAUAUUUUUUGCUUCCCAUGUAUUCUGCAGUACCUGUUAAUGGACAAGUUGGAUCAGAAAGAUGACUGCUGUAAAAGAUGCCCUUUAUGUUUCAUGAUUGUAUCAUCCAAGGAUUUGUACACCAUUUAUAUUGAGAAUGUCAGGCAAUGCUGUGUGGGUGAUAACAUAGAGUUUAUGCUUCUGACACGACAGAAGGAUUCAUUUGCUCUAUUUCAGAAAAACAAGGAAGUGAAAGAUAUGCAUGCUUGCAACAAUGAAAUGGAUGAUAUGGUUUCAAAGUUUACAUUUACAUCAGAUGUUAAUCUGUCUGUCAGGAAAGCAAUAUCAGAUUUAGAUGGUUGGUUGGCCAGAGCAGAGUCAGGACUCGUAGAUGAUUUAGAGAAGCUUCCCUAUGUGUGUGCAGCAAUGGAACAACUGGAACAGCGGAAGAAGCAUUGGAAUGAGCAACAAGCUUAUAAUACCAAACAAUCUAGAAGAAACACUGAUUCUAAGGCACAAUCCACUGAGCUUGAGGAAACAGCCAAUGCUUGGGGUGAUAUCCAUGAUGCACGUUGUCUUGGACAGGGAAAACUAGCUGCUGAUGAUGCUGAUGCAAUAACUGUUGUAACUGACUUGACCAUCAAAAAGUCAAAUGGAAGGACUGCUUUUGAUCAAAAUGCUAUGGGUGAAUCAUUUGAAGUCCAAGAUGCACUUUUGUCAUCAUCAUGUGAUGAAAAUAAGAGUUUGGAAGGCCACUCAAGCUCUUCUAACAGUGGAAAGGAUAAUGACUCCUACAAUUUCUACCAGGCAGUUGAUGGGCAGCACAUCAUUCUUCACCCUUUGAACAUGAAGUGUCUUCUACACCAUUAUGGGACCUAUGACUUACUUCCUCAAAGAGUAAGUGGAAGGAUUUUAGAGUUGGAAACAGUGACGCAGUCUGAGGCAAUGAGGAGGCGCUAUCGUUAUUUAAGUCAUUUUUCCUUAACGACAACCUUCCAGCUGUGUGAAAUUGAUCUAAGUAGGGUGCUACCUCCUGAUGCUCUGCUUCCGUUUUUGGAUGAAAUCAAGAAGCGUGAGAAGCAGAGGAAGCAGCUAGCCAGAAAGGAACAAAAGGAAAAAAUCAAGGCUGAAGUUGCUGCUUCUGCUUCUGCAGUGCAGUUUAUGCCCAUGGUGUCAAAUAUUGGACAGUCCUCUUGUGACAAUUCUCCAACAUUUUCCAUGGAUGACUUUGAAGCUCUGGGAAGUUCUGCCAUUAUAUCAACAAGUCCUCCAGUUACAGGGGAGAGGAAACUGUUCUCAAGUGUCACGAGGCUUGGUUUUGCUGCAGGGCAUGAUUCCCCUGCCUUGAAAAUUGAGGAAGCCAAUGCGGAGCAUAAAAGUGAAGUAGCAAAGGACUCUGCUGGUAGUAUAACAGGGUCGAGAAAUUCAGGGUCAGGCAUGCUUUCGUUUGCAACAAUGAUAUCAAGAGCAAAGUCCAUUGAAAAUUUGGGUGCAGCAGCUAAGAUGAAUGAGAAUGAGAAUGAGAGGGGAAAGAAAGGGAAGAAAGCAAGUAGAGUCCUAUUGUCAACAGCUGGUGGCAGACGCUAUUGAUAUUUUGAUAUUCAACUCCUGAGGCCAAAGGCCAACCUGGCUACCUUACCCCUUGUUAGUGUUAGAUACUUGUCUAAGAAGUAAGAACCAAUAUGUAUAAGCUUUAGCUGACGUGCAGAACUCU